Messenger RNA from Oikopleura dioica, 378 nucleotides. Lineage: Eukaryota; Metazoa; Chordata; Appendicularia; Copelata; Oikopleuridae. The record is from the annotation of a GenBank genome assembly.
AUGUCUUCUCAGAGAUCAGACGAUGAAGAAACGCUUGUAAACGAACCGGUAGACGACAAGUUUUUCAAUGUCAAGGGCGGGAAAAACUCGAAGAAACGCAUCUUUUGCAUCUCUGUUGGUGAAUUUGAUGGACUACCCGACUUGAAAAAUCAUCAUACAGACAGAGCUAAAAUGUUUAAAACAUUUUCGCGACUUGGUUACCGUCCAACGCAGACUACAGAAGACAGGAUCACGCUCAACAAGGGAAAAGACUACAUGCGCAGAUUCGUGAAGAAAAUCGACAAGAAGCAAAUUGAGGAUAACGAGGAUCUGAGAGCAGUUAUCAUUUAUAUAAAAACUCAUGGAUCACAAGGAAGUGGGAAAUUGCUUCAAUCCUGA